Molecule: messenger RNA, 1555 nt
Organism: Lotus japonicus
Lineage: Eukaryota; Viridiplantae; Streptophyta; Magnoliopsida; Fabales; Fabaceae
Product: peroxidase 57-like
Exons: 2
Coding region: 165-1337 (390 amino acids)
Biological process (GO): hydrogen peroxide catabolic process; response to oxidative stress
Molecular function (GO): heme binding; peroxidase activity
Source: RefSeq, a predicted model, not a curated record
UGACAACAAAACUAUAUUAAGAACCAGCUUCUACAUUGAUCAAACCAUCUGUCUGUCCAUAAUAAUAAUAACAAACACAACACCAAGUUAUAAAAGGUUCUCAUACCUCUUUGUCCUCUUUGGUUCUCCUGUGACCCCCCACAACUGAGUUUUUUUUGUUAACAAUGAAAAUGGCAAGGAUCAUCCUUACCACCCUUUUCCUCUCCAACCUGCUCCUCGUUCCUUCAAUAGCUUUUCCAUUUCGGGAAGGAGGCGAGGGGGGCUUAUUAGGACUUCAAAACGGGAAUUUUCUAGGAUUUCCAUUCCCAUUUCGACCAAUUCAAGAUCAGGACCCACCAAAGAAUGAACAGCAGGAGAAGCCAGAGGAAGUUCAAAAGCCACAGGAAUUUCAAGACCAGCCCAAUACUAUCAAUCCCAAUCUCAGGGAAGGAUUCUACAGCGACAGCUGCCCCAAUGCUGAGAAAAUCAUCGCUGACGCAUUCGCCGAGAUUGUCAGGACCAAUCCAAAGGCAAUGGCCAACAUUCUUCGUCUUCAAUUCCACGACUGCUUCGUUGUGGGGUGUGAUGCAUCGAUCUUGCUAGACUCCACACCAAAUGGUGACAAUGUGGAAAAGAGUUCAUUUUUUAACGGUAUACUCCUGAAAGGUCCUGAUCUGGUUGAUGAUAUCAAGAGCAAAUUAGAGGAAGAAUGCCCUGGAAUCGUGUCCUGCGCUGACACGAUGGUGUUCCUGAGCUUCGAGGCGAUGGCACUGGCGGGAAUGCCCCGCCAGAAACCGCUCGGUGGUCGCAGGGACUCGCUCUACUCCCUCGCGACCGUAGUGGAUGACAACAACCUACCAAUGCCGAACUGGUCAGCAGAUAAGAUGGUAGAGCUCUUCCAGAGGAAAGGGUUCAGCCCAGAGGAAAUGGUGAUCUUGUUGGGAGCACAUUCCAUUGGUGCAGCUCACUGUGAUAUUUUCAUGGACAGGGUGUAUAACUUCAAGAACACUAACAAACCAGACCCUGCUCUGCGACCACCCUUCCUUAAUGAACUCAGGCAGAUUUGUUCCAACCCCGGGACACCGCGGUACAGGAACGAGCCGGUGAACUUUGACAACACGCCGACGGUGAUGGACAACCUCUUCUACAGGGACUUGGUUGACAAGGGGAAAUCAUUGCUCCUAACUGAUGCGCAUUUGGUGACUGAUCCAAGGACUGCACCUACUGUGGGGCAAAUGGCUGAUGAUCAGGCAUUGUUCCACAAGAGAUUUGCUGAGGUGAUGACUAAGUUGACUUCCUUGAACGUGUUGACAGGGAAUGAUGGAGAGGUGAGGAAGAUUUGCAGGGCAACCAAUUAACAUGUGUCUUCGCCACUCCCUCCUCGCCUUGAUGAUGAUCAUGUUUGACUAAAUUUGUUAUUCUUUUUGUUUUAUUGAUGUACUGAUAGAGAUAAUGAUGAUCUUUUCCUAUCUCAAGUAUCAAUAAUUCAAUGACAUAAAUUCUAUGAGCAAAUUCUAUAUGUAAUCAUGUGAUGGAGGAACAAAUACUCAAACAGAUGAAUACUGUAAUUCACUAA